AUGGCUCCAAAAUCAUCAACUUCAUCAGGGCCAUAUAAAGACAAAGAAAAAGUUUAUUCAAAAAUGGCAAGUUAUCCAUGGUGGCCAGGAUUUAUAACACCAGAAGAAUAUAUUCCAAAACAAGUUAAAAAAUCAAAAAAGAAAAAUACACCAUAUUGUGUUAUAUUUAUACCUGAUGGUGAUUUUUAUUGGGCAACAGAAAAAGGUUUAAAAAAAUUUAAAGAUGGUCCACCACCAACAACUACAAAUACAAGUUCCAAAAAGUCAAAUAAAAAUAAUAAAGUGAAUAAUAAUUCAAAUAAUCUUGAAGAUUUUAAAGAUUUAAAAUUUUUAAAAAAAAGAUUAAGACCUAAAACUAGUAAUGCUGAUAUUUCUGAAGCUAAUGUUGCUGCAGAAAAUUUAAAUUUUGAUGAAUUUAUUAAAAUAUUUCAAUCUGGUGAUGAUGAUAAUGAAUUGGAUGCAGUGAAUGAACCACCCGCUGGUGAAGCACCUGUUGAAGAAGAAAAUAAUGAGGAGGAAGAAAAAGGAGAAGAAGAUGGAAAUGAACAAGAUGGAGAAAAUGAUGAAAACGAUGAUAAAGAAGAAGAUACAAAACUUACUUCGAGAGCAACUAGAUCAAGAAGGCAAUCACCUUCAAAAACUACUACAUCUACUAAAGCAACACCCACACAAUCUAAACGAAAAUCACCGACGAAUAUAGAAAAAAUCAGUAAGAAACCUAAAUUAGAAGAAAUAGAAUCAAAAUCAGUUGAUGAAGAAACAGCUCAACCAGCUACAAAAGAAGAAGAUAAAUAUCAACAAUUAUAUUUUUGUAGAAUUAAGCUACAACGUUCAUUAAUUCAAAGAACUUCCCCCACAGAUUCUUCAACAAAAAAGGAAUCUUCACCCACAGCAGAUGAAUUAUCAAUGGCAAGAUUAAUAUUACAUAGAUUAACUAAUUUUCCCGUAACAAAAGAAUUAUUAAAAUCAACAAAAAUUCAUAAAGUUUUAAAAGCAAUUAUAAAAGAUCCAACAUUAGAAUUACCUGAGAGUUUUAAAUUACAUGAAAGAUCAAGAGAAAUAUUACAGUCUUGGGAUCCAAUUAUACGAGAUUUAUUAUCGGAAAAGGGAGAUUCAAAUGAUUCAAAUGGUCAAGAAAAUAAUAAUAAUGGGAAGACGGAAAAAAAUUCAAAACUUUUAUCUAUAAAAAAUAAUAAUGGGGCUAAUGGUGCUAAUGAUGAAAGUGAAUUUAGUGGAGUUGAACAAUCUUUACAUGAUAUUGAUGAUGAAGAUGGUAACAAAGAAGAAUCUGAUGAAAAAUCUGAUGAAAAAUUAAAAAAAGAUUCUAAUGAUGAACCAAAAGUGGAAAACUCGAAAGAAAGAGAGGUUGGAGAUGACAAUGAAGCAACCAAAGAAAAUGAGAAAAAUGAAGAAGAAGAACCAGCUAAAGAGGAAGAGAAAUCAAAAGUUGAGUAG
This is a messenger RNA of Lodderomyces pseudojiufengensis, 1455 nucleotides long. RefSeq lists its product as uncharacterized. The record is from RefSeq and is a predicted model, not a curated record. The transcript has a single exon. NCBI's taxonomy places the organism in Eukaryota, Fungi, Ascomycota, Pichiomycetes, Serinales, Debaryomycetaceae. The coding region runs from base 1 to 1455 and encodes 484 amino acids.